Molecule: messenger RNA, 1638 nt
Organism: Cuscuta campestris
Lineage: Eukaryota; Viridiplantae; Streptophyta; Magnoliopsida; Solanales; Convolvulaceae
Source: the annotation of a GenBank genome assembly
AGCUCUUCCAACUAAAAGCUCCACCAUUCAGGCAAAACAAAUAUCCUGCUUGUGAUUUUGAAUCGUCUCUGUCGGUUUGGAAGCUAGCAUCAGUGUAACCGACCACCUUUAGCUCUUCCUCACCACCGUAUACCAGGAAUGCAUCCUUAAAUGAGUAACGCAUCGACGCACGCUCAUGACACCACCCAGCACCUGGGUGACGACCACAACGAUGUCGAGACAGAAGCAUCGAGCUUCGUGCCACAGCUGAAUGCCGGGCAGCCCAACGUGCCACUGAACGCGGGAGAUAAUUAGAAUUUCAAGAAUCCGCCCGAGAAUGUCAUGCCUGCUUUCAUGACCCAGUUCCUACAACAGAUGGCCAACGCGCCAAUGUUCCAGCAGCCUCAGCCGCCACAGCGGCUCAUCACCUUCAAGACUUUGAAGGAUAACGGAGCGGAGGAGUUCCUUGGGGAUAGGGUGGCCAAACCCCAAGUGGCCCUCGAUUGGAUUGAGAAGGUGGCAAGGGUGCUUAACGAUUUGGACGUUCCAGUUGCAGAUCAUCCAAGGUUGGCAUCUCAGUUACUCCGCAAGGGAGCAUACGAGUGGUGGAAACGUGUAGACAGUGAGCCGCAGACGCCAAAGCGUUGGACAUGGGCCUAUUUUGACUGGCCUUUCAAGAAGGAAUACAUCCCAGCUCGUUUCCAUGAGGAGAAGUGGAUCGAAGAGUUCAGGAAGAGGUUGCGCCCUGACGUGCGACCUUAUGCUUCUACCGUGGUCACCACUGACUUCUCAGAGGCGUAUGAUCUGAUAGCGAAGGCGGAGAAAGCCGUGGAUGAUCUGAAGGCAAGCUUGGGUGCUGGAGGGACAGUUUCUAGCCAGCAACCCAGUACCAGCGCGGCGCCGAGCAGGAAGAGAUCCUUUGGAGAAUCUACGUUGUCUUACAUAUGUGUUCCUAUGCCUGAGAAAUCUGAUAUCCAGAGGGGCGAUCUGGAAUACCCUAUGGUAGUAUCUAAUCCGUUAGGGCAUAGCAUGCGGCUUCAUCACUUGUACCACAAUUGCCCGUUGAUGGCCCAAGGACACCGAUUGUCCGUGAAUCUGAUCGAGCUACCAUACAAGGAAUUUGAUAUUAUCCUUGGUAUGGAUGGGUUGACCGAGCGUCAAGCGAUGAUUGACUGUGGCUUGCGCACUGUACGGCUGAAGACUGACGAUGGUGACGUGGUUGAUGUUAAGGGGGAGUUGUUCCCCAAGCCUCCAGAAUUUAUGUCUUAUAUGAAAGCAAAGCGGCUGAUCUGGAAGAAGUGCGAAGCAUUCUUGUGCCACGUGCACGAUACUAGGAAGGAGACCCCCGACGAUCUCCCUGGCUUGCCACCGCCAAGGGAAGUAAUCCAGGAAAUGAUGAGAUUAGAACCAAUCCCGGAGGGCGAUGAGGAGCGUGAGAUGUGCGUGGCGAUGUUCGACGACUUUGAACUCUUAUUAAUUACUUAAAUAACUUAUUACUAUUUCGGGCAUGAUUCCCAAGUUGUGUUUUGGAUUAUGACUUUGUUGGGAACGAGGCUUGGAUAACGCAGCGGAAAACAAAAUUUAGAGUCCAAAACUCGAUUCCACCCAAGAACAUCUUACGUAAAUUACUAGCUAUAGUAAGAAAUUUACCUUAGCGGU